AUGUAUGGGAGCAAAGAAGAUUGUCAGAUAUCGUUAGCAAUCUAUGCUAUCAAAAACCAAUUCCAAUUUACGCAGACUGUUACGAAGUUGAAUUACUUUGUAGUGGAGUGCCCUGACGAUCACUGUGACUGGAGGGUAACGGCUCAUGAGAUGCGUGGUUGUGGUUACUACGAGAUCAAGAAGGCACAGAUCGACCAUUGUUGCCCUAUUGAGACCAGAAAUGGAUACAGAGGGAAAGCAACCUCAAAGGUUAAAGUUGUUGUCUACAAAUCCAGAUUUGGUGAGCACAAUAGGAACCCGAAGGCAAAAGAUCUACAGAGGCUAGUGUUGGAGGAUCUACGGCUAUCCACAUCGUACAUGAAGUGUUAUCGUGCUAUUGAUAUAGCAACGUCUGAGGUUACCGGGACUGACGAGGAGUCCUUCCUGAAGCUACCAGAGUACCUCUACAUGCUCAAGCUCGCCAACCCAGGAACAAUUGCUGAUUUGGAAACCGAGGUAGACGACGACGGUGACGAGCGCUUCCUGUACUUGUUUCUUGCAUUUGGGGCUUCAAUCGAAGGUUUCAAGAAGCUUCGCCAUGUGCUGGUUAUUGACGGCACUCAUCUCAGCGGAAAAUACAAAGGUGUCUUGCUGACUGCUAGUGGGCAAGAUGCUAACUUUCAGGUCUUUCCACUUGCAUUCGCUAUAGUCGACAGCGAGAACGAGGAAGCUUGGACUUGGUUUCUUCAAAAGUUAGAAAGGAUCUUAGCUGACUCCAAGAAUCUGGCCAUAAUCUCAGACAGGGCCGCUUGCAUUGCCACCGCAGUGAAACGCAUCUACCCUCUGGCGCAUCAUGGGUGUUGUAUUGUUCACCUAGCUAGAAACGUCAAUUCCCGCUUCUCUAGCAAACGUUUGGCGAAGCUCGUCACGAAAGCUGCGACUGCUUACAGGUUAUCUGAUUACAAGGAAUACUUCAACAAAAUUAGGGGAUCUAACAGUGCCUGCAUCAUAUACCUCACUAACAUUGGCGCUGGUCAGUGGUCAAGAUUCUAUUUUGGGGGUGAAAGGUAUAAUAUCAUGACCAGUAAUAUAGCAGAGCAGCUCAACAAUGCCCUUGGAGAGGGGAGGGGAUCGCCAAUUACGGAGCUUGUUAUCUUCAUCCAGAGGAUGAUGACUAGAUGGUUCAACGCACGUAGGAGAAAGGCAGAGCAACAUCAUGGGACCGUGACAGUUGAGGUUGACAAAGUCAUGACUAAGAGUAUGGCCACAAUGCGAGGAACUCAGGUUAACCCCAUUUCAAACUGGAGCUGCGAAGUUGUUGGAAAGUUUGGCGCAAAGCACCAUGUCAUGUUAGAGGAGAAGAGGUGCACCUGCAAGUAUUUCGACCGGAUCAAAAUCCCAUGUGGUCACGCCAUGCUUGCUGCAGAUCGUCUAGGGCUUCCUUACAAGUCACUGGUUGGUCACUGGUACAAGACCGUUGCUUGGAGAGAGACGUAUGCAGGUCUAAUAUACCCGGAGGAGAAGCCACAGGACGUAGAGAUUCCCGAAGAUAUCAGCGAACGAAUAUUGUACCCGCCAAUAACCAAACGUCAGGCUGGUAGGCGUAGGAAGACGCGCAUCCCAUCAACCGGCGAGUUCCCAGUGGGGAAGAAGACCAAAGUUGUGACGAUAAGGUGUGGUCGCUGCAUGAUGGAGGGUCAUAACAGGACACGUUGUCAGAAUCCUAUAUGA
Brassica napus (rape) is the source of this 1710-nucleotide messenger RNA. RefSeq lists its product as uncharacterized. Lineage: Eukaryota; Viridiplantae; Streptophyta; Magnoliopsida; Brassicales; Brassicaceae. Gene Ontology annotation, molecular function: zinc ion binding. The record is from RefSeq and is a predicted model, not a curated record. The coding region runs from base 1 to 1710 and encodes 569 amino acids. The transcript is spliced from 2 exons.